Messenger RNA from Athene cunicularia (burrowing owl), 4642 nucleotides. RefSeq names its product meiotic kinetochore factor (gene MEIKIN). Gene Ontology annotation, biological process: meiotic sister chromatid cohesion, centromeric; male meiosis chromosome segregation; homologous chromosome segregation. The record is from RefSeq and is a predicted model, not a curated record. The transcript has 13 exons. NCBI's taxonomy places the organism in Eukaryota, Metazoa, Chordata, Aves, Strigiformes, Strigidae. The coding region runs from base 1 to 1260 and encodes 419 amino acids. Gene Ontology annotation, cellular component: kinetochore.
AUGGGUGUGGGAUGUCUUGGUAGUGUAAAGGGUCAAAAAUUGUUAUGGGCAUGGAAGAGGGGUGACAGCGAAAGGUGCCCUAUUGGAAAUAAUCAUUUGAAUUCUAAUAUUAAAACUAAAAUUACUGAACUAAAUACUUACUCUUCUCUAGGCCUCAAGAGAAAGGUUGCAGUGAAAACACUACCAAAUAUUAAAGAAAAUGUUGAAGUCACCAAAGUGAGCUAUUCACGCUACCAAAGUCAUCAAGUGAAUGCCCAAGAAACAACAGACUUGGAAAAAAAAGUGAAAGUAGAAGAAAGCACUGAACUGCUGAAGGAAUCCCUGAUAAUCAACUUUGAAAGUAAAGAAAGUUUGAAAAAUACUGAAGUGACUUCAAGUGCAGGAAUGACUCUUCCCACGGGUGUUUCAACCUUUCUGCUAGAGUGUUUAGAUGUAGGUUCAACUGCAGAUUAUAACACAGGUACUAGUGACAGCCUGAACAGUUGCUCAUCCCCUGAAACAUUCAGAGAUGAUGGUCCAGGAAGAAGUAAUUUUUACGCUGAGGACUCUGUGAUGUGCAAGAACUCUACUCUCCUGGACUCCAGCAAAGCAGUGUCCAUAGAUAAGAUACCACAGAUCUCAAAUCUUUCAGCAAUAUUAGAACCUGCACUGGGGAAUUUACAAGACCAACACAUUCAAAGAAAGAGACCACCAAGUAGCAAUUACAGUUUUUCAGCAUUAAGUGUUUCAACUACUCUGGCAGGAAAAAAAGUCUGUAAAAUUAGAGCUUCAAGAGAGAGAACUCCAGACCCCGAAAGUGGUAUGCGCUGUUCUUCACCGUUAGGACUGGAAAGAAAGGCUGACAAGCGAACUCCUAACCCCAAAAGGCUGAAGCGUAAGAAAAAAGAAAAUAAUACAACUACGUUAGAAGGUGGCACGUCGUCUUCCAGUCAGCAUGGUGCCCCAGGAAGGGCUUCGGCCAAACUGCGGGUGCUGACAGCAAAAGUACUGCUGUCCAGACAGACUGAUACUGUGGUGCAAAUUAGUUCCAUCGUGGAGGAAAAUAAAGCCCAAAGGAAUCCUGGUUAUGCUCGGCCUGCAGAGGUGGAUCCCCUGUGCGACAGACAAGAAAUCUGCUCCAUUGUCAGAACUUCACCACGCCAGAGGCCUUCCAGGCUUCCCAAAAUUCCAGUUAACACAAAAGUGUUCCAGCCUCCCAAAGAAGUGCCUGAAGAUAUUAUUACGAGUACCAAAAAUUGGAUCUACUGUAAACACAGAUGAGAUUUCUGGGUUUCAGCAGGGUCAACAGAAGAAGUAACUGUCUCGCUGCUGUGGCAGGGAGGUGAAACAGAACUACUAACCUGUAAUUAAUGACUGUAUUGUUUUGGCAUAUACACUGUUUGAAAUGUAGUUUAAUGCUUUGCAGUAAGCUUGUAAAUACUUCAUUCACGUAGUUAAUAUUAAAUUAUUUUGUACAAGCAACUAGUUCUUAUUCUAUGCAUUGUUCUGUAAGGAUUCCAUAAAGAUGAUUCUUCAGUUUGUUUAGAGUUUAAAAAAGUGUGACUCAAGAACAGCAGACUAGAUUGCAUUAAUGGGAUUAUUUUGGGAUCUUGUUCUGCCAAGAUUUCUAGAUUUCUCUAGUAGCAUUUGCAUCUAAAGUUGUGACCUCUACUUGAGUAAAGAAGUGUUAACUGUUUACAGAGGUAACUGCACGUCCUGGAAAUGGGUCUGUAAAAUGUUCCUGUACGCUCCGCGACUCCGAAGUCAGUAGCAUGCUACCAUUAAACUCCCUGAAUGCUUAGAUCUGCAGAACUUUGGAGGUGCAGAACUGUGUGUGCUCUGCUGUCAAUUGACUUCUAAACAUGAACAUAGGUUGCCUUCCCCAUCACUGCAGGCGAGCUUUUUGUGAUCAGCACCAUCCCCAUCCUGGCACAUCCACUGCCCAACCGCUGGCAUCUCGGGUGUUUGUAAUAUCACCUAUCUCGUUGUUUCUUCCAGUGCCUUCACACUUCUGCAGAGGAGGUAGGUGCCCUACAUGAAUACAAGGGUGGAAAAGAGGCUUUUAGAGCUCAGCUUUCUCAAGAGCUGGAUAUUGGUGUUCUGGAUUUUGAGGGUACUGCUCAAACUACAUGGCACAUAGGUUAGAUUCCCAGUUCUUCCAGUUCCACUUGUGGAUCGUUAAUCCAUAAAUGUCGUCUUCAGCGGUGUGCUGAAUGCCUCAGGAAACACUGAUGAGCACAUUUUUUCUCCACUUGAAUUCACUGCAGGCUGAAAUAAUUUGGAUCUCUACAGUGUUCUCACUACGACACCCCUUACUCAUUUUGUAGACAUAAAGGAAGUUUUUCAAUGUUUUAAAAUGAUAGUAUGGCUUUCCAAACCUCUUGAAGUCUGAGUUUGUUUCUCAGUGGUUUUACCCAGAAUAUUUAUGCUCUGGAAAAUAGUUCUGUAUUUCCAAAAAGACCGUGUCAAGGAGAUGUAUAAAAUCUGCAACUUUAAUUAGUUUAAAUGCAUUUGAAAAUUACCUGUGGAAGUUCAGACCCUGAGCCUUUUCCCAUUGCUCGGGGGUAGAAGGAAGUGCAAAUAAAUGCUGCUAGAUUAGUCUAUGAACAAGUAUUGUAUAAACAUACUGUAUGGCUCAAGGUUAGAAAUUAUGCCAUUAAGUUAUUUUUCCUUUUAAGCAUGAGUAGAAUGAGUUCUGCCAAUAACUCCUUGGAGUUCUCUCCGGUAUGGUUCUAAUUAUCAAUAUCCUUGUUCUUGCAAAGACUAAGCCACUGGUAAUUAUGCAAGAAUCUAGAGCCCCUGGGAGAUAGAGGUGAACUCCUUUAUGUAGCUUUAAGCAAAAUUGCAAGUUAUGUAUGUAGUCAGUUGUGAUUAAGAUGAUUGUUCAAGUAAAGGAUGGGCCAGAAUAAAAGAAGUGUUUAUCGUAAGAGAGUCCUAGGAAAAAUUUACUUAUUUUGUUCCAAAGCAUUUUGUAGUUCCUGUGAAAGAAACAGACUAACAGUGACAAACUAACUGGAGAAGAAAAUACAGCAUGAAACUCUGGAGAUGGCUGUAGCAGCCUGAAUAUUACUGAGUUCUGCUUUUGUUGAUGUGAUGAGGCUAUAUAGGAGGACAGGAAUAUGAACCCCAAUCUCCUUGUCCUUCCCUUCAGUUACGAAAGUGCUUCUUCUUAUUUUCGUCUUUUGUCUGACUCUUAGAGAAAGUGUAAUUAAUUACUAGGCUAGCUCUCUGCCUCAGGGAAGGAAAUUUUAUUCAUUUUGAGGCCGCAACAAUAUCUACUCUUGUUCUGCUUUUGUCAAAGGGAAGGCAUUUUCCCCUGUUUUGGUUUUAAACUGAAGAAUGACUGCAUAAAGUUUCAUUCAAAGUGGAAACUGGCUCUUCCAUAUCAGUGGGUAAAGGUUAUGGGUCACAGCCAGUGAAUGGGCGGUUCAGAAGAGCUUAUUUGUGCAGUGAUUCAGGAGAGAAAUCUGUUCAGUGUCAACAGGGCUGCUCUGUCACAUCCCAGACAUGAUGAAGUCUUAAUGGCUUGAAUGGAAUCGCUUGCACUGAGUCAGUCCACGCAGGAGCUCUGAUAACACUUGAGCACCAGGAACUGUGCAUGGGUAGCAGAUGUAUGAGACAUAAAUCUAGAAGAGGUUUUUCAUCAAGGCUGUUUUGUUAUUUCUGUUAUCUGAGGUGUACUUCUGGGACUGAAAGCGCAUGGAGACAGUGAAAGAUGUUUUCUUCUUGCACUAGAAGGGGUACGUGGACUUGCUGUUGGAGGGGAACGACCCUACGUGCAUACAGUUCUGGUUUGGUUCGUAAUCUUGAGGUUUGGGGCCCAAGGCAGCGUGUACUGAAGGGACACACCACUAGUUGAAAUUUAUGUUCUUUGUGUAGGUACAAAGAUUUACCUGCAGGGAGAUUUUUUUUACAGGAAAAUGGACAAUUAAACUUACUUAUCCCUCUUUUCCUUACUGUCCUUCCUCCGCUCCCUCGAUUAAGGUAUGUCAGUCAAGCUUAUCGAAAUCACUUGCUAUUAAUUUAGGACUUUUGGAACAGGUUAAUAUUUACUUUUAAAGGGACUCUUGAAUUUUAAAGGGACAGCUUGAAUUGUACCGCACCUGAGAUUAGCUAAACUGUAACUGUGAACCUGCUGAAAGCCGAGUUGUAUAUCCUGGCUGAAAUUCCAUUAUUUCGUAGUGUUGCCUGAGGACUUUUUGUAUUUGAGACUUCAUUUACGUGGCCAUCUUGAAGCUGAGGCUUUCACAUGGUGAAAGGAUGUAAAGAUUGGUGACCUGUAAAUCUGCGGCGGGCAGGUGUAUCUUCCAUACAGAAAAAGGGGAAAAGGGUGCAUCUAACCAUUAAUUUUUUGGUUUCUGUUAUCUUCCAAAUUCUAGUAGAUGAAAAAGUUCCUACAGAUGGCUGAUUGUGAGGAGUCGUAUGGAUACGUUACACAUGCACUAAACUAUGCCUUUUAAAAAGAAUCUGCUUAAUUUAAUCUUACGUCAUAUGCUGUUUAAUUCCAUUUUCUAGAGAAAGUUGAUGAGUCAGUUUUGUCAGUCCUUAAUUAAACUUUCUAGUAGUGUUGUACCCGAACAGUGAGACAUGGCAGGAGGCUGUUAACUGUAUCCAGCGUUUCCAUUUCAUUUAAAUGCUUAUUAAUAAAGAGUUUUGCAGAAAU